Messenger RNA from Nanorana parkeri, 1766 nucleotides. It is a transcript of the gene TOM1L1, whose product is annotated as target of myb1 like 1 membrane trafficking protein. The record is from RefSeq and is a predicted model, not a curated record. Gene Ontology annotation, biological process: signal transduction. NCBI's taxonomy places the organism in Eukaryota, Metazoa, Chordata, Amphibia, Anura, Dicroglossidae. Gene Ontology annotation, molecular function: phosphatidylinositol binding; ubiquitin binding; clathrin binding. The transcript has 17 exons. Gene Ontology annotation, cellular component: endosome; membrane. Bases 186 to 1766 code for a protein of 526 amino acids.
GCUCCUUCCUGGCUUCGGUCUACACCCAGAUCCUCCUCCGUUCCUCCCCUGCCAGGUAACUCAGCACACAACCCUUCGCACUGGGUAGACCUGGAGACUGCAAACACUGCGCUCAAAUCACUGGAUUAAAGACUUCCACUGUGAGAUUUUACUGGUGAAACUUUGAUGACUUCAGGAGCCCCACCAUGGCCUUCACCAAGAAUACGAAGGACCCUUUUAGCACCCCAGUUGGGCAUCUCGUAGAGAUACACACGGUCGGAAGACUCAAAGAAGAAGACUGGGGCCAGUUUAUGAACAUUUGUGAUACAAUUAACGCUACGGCUGAUGGGCCAAGAGAUGCAGUUAAGGCUUUCAAGAAAAGAAUUGCCAAGAACUACAACCAGAAGGAAGUCAAUUUCGGCCUUUCUCUGCUGGAGAUGUGUAUGCAGAACUGCAAUGCAAAUUUUCAGAAUUUGGUGCUGAGGAAAGAGUACCUUAAGCAGGUGCUGGUCAAACUCUUAGAUCCGAAGUACAACUUACCUGUCCACAUGCAAAACAGAAUUCUCCGCUUCAUCAUGAAAUGGUCCACUGGCUCCCGUCCAAGCGUAGAUCAGACGGAAGUCAAAGAAUUAUACUUAGAUAUGAUUAAGAAAGGGAUUCAUUUUCCUUCCCUUGAGCCUACUGAAGAUGAAAUUAGACAGCCACAAAAGAUACAAUUCGGGAUCAGAUCGCCACUUAGUCACUGGCACUCCAAAACAUCUGAACAACACCUAACAUCCGAGCAGAUUGGCAAGCUGUACAGCGAGCUGGACGUGGUGAGAAUGAAUAUGAAGGUCAUGUCAUCCAUAUUGUUGGAGAACCACCCAGGAUCUGAAGUAACGGAAGACAUGGAUCUCUUACAGGAUCUGCAGAAAGUGUGCCAAGAAAUGCAAGCCCGGAUCUUAAAGCUUCUGGAGACCGUACAAAAUGAGGAAGUGAUCAUUGAGCUGGUGCAAGUCAACGACGAUAUGAAUAAUCUAUUCCUGAGAUACAACAGAUUUUCUCGCACUAGAACCAGCCAGUCAACAAAUAACGUGAAGCAAAACGAUACAGCAAAGAUUGUCAGCAAUCAGCCAUCAGCUCCUUCUGGUGAGUUGAUUGAACUGGAUCUUGGCCCCCUGCCCAACGCGCACAACCCUGUCAAUGGAUACCCGCUGCCUACUGCCAACGUUCCUGUGCCAGCCACCGCUCCACAACAAGUUCACAGUUUGGAUGACGGGAGGGCGCAGGUUCCUCUGCAGCAGAACCAGAAUAAUUUCAUCUAUCCACAGAGGGACCUGUUGGAGUUAAGGGAGGCUGUGAAUAGCCCGUUCUCAUUCGGAACCCAGAAUCAGCUGCCAAAACUUCCUCCCAGGAUCCUGUAUGACAAUUUUCUGCCACCUACCCUUCCUUUCCCACCAGCCCAAAAUACGACGCCGUUUCUUCCCCAGUUCCCACCUUCAACACCUUUCCUUUCACCGGCACAGUAUUCAGCGCCUCUCCUGUCGACAUUUCCCGCACAAGCCACCACCCUGCCGGCGCAAUCACCCCCACUGCCGGCUGUCCCAACACUGAACCCCACCGUUCUUCCACUACCAAAAGAAUCCACAAACAGGACAUCAUCAAAACCAGAUGAUUCCAAUAACAAUUUACCAAAUUACUAUGAGCUCCUAGAGUUCGAUCCUCUCGUGGAGACCAAUGACACAGAGGCUGUAUAUGAAGACGUCGACAUUACAUUAUGGAAGCCUAAGAAGGCCUCUGAUUGCUAG